AUGACUAUGAAGAAUUGGAGAAAUUUGAACCAACCACAAUGGGUAGUUGGAGUGAGUCAAUUUGAUGGUAAUGAUGGUGGAAACAACAAGUGGAGGUUGAUGGGUUUGGUUGUUGAUGAUGGACAGAGGAUUUUGGUCAUUGGUGUUGUAGGUAUUGGGAGGAGUUUGGUCAUUGAGAGGAAGGGCGGACCUAUCAGAGUUGGCCAUGGGAAACGUUACAAACCAUCUCUCCUUGUCCGUUUGUCGCUUCUUGUUUCUUGCAGUGGCGGCAGCUGUGCCUUAGAAGUUUUCAAUUUCCUGUUUUCUUGGCCGUUUUCGUUUUGGGUUGCGGCCCAAUGUGGGCGUAUUGUGGGAGUUUGCUACUUGUACGAUGAUGCAUAUAAGCUAAUGGAAAGGAGACUGAAUAUUUUAUUUUGA
Molecule: messenger RNA, 417 nt
Organism: Prunus armeniaca (apricot)
Lineage: Eukaryota; Viridiplantae; Streptophyta; Magnoliopsida; Rosales; Rosaceae
Source: the annotation of a GenBank genome assembly